Aphanomyces invadans is the source of this 578-nucleotide messenger RNA. RefSeq lists its product as hypothetical. Lineage: Eukaryota; Oomycota; Saprolegniomycetes; Saprolegniales; Verrucalvaceae. The record is from RefSeq and is a predicted model, not a curated record. Bases 32 to 340 code for a protein of 102 amino acids. Gene Ontology annotation, molecular function: protein binding. The transcript is spliced from 2 exons.
GGAUUUUGGAGGUUUUGGUGCAGCCAGAAGCAUGUCGCUGUACCUACGCGUGAAGCGACGGAACCAGACGUUCUUCGUGCUCGCGGAGCCACACGACACAUUCCUCAAGGUGAAGGAAACACUGGCGUCAAUCCUUGCGCUGACUUCACCAAACCAAGUGCAGCUGUGGCACACGAACAAGCAAAAGGAGCUCUUGGACGCAGCGACUGUGGCAGACCAGGAGAUUGAAAACGACGCAAUCAUCUUCUUGUGUCUGAAGAAAGAGAGUAUGGCUGCUCUCGAUGCCGCCGCAAAUCAAUCCCUCGCGAAUCCUCAUGCAUUGUGUGCCUUGCUCUUGUAGAUUCCGAAGUUUGGGAAGACAUUCAAGUCGCCAAGCUGGAGCAAGACCACGAAGGCAACAACCACGACCAUGCAUCCAAGGACUGAGGACGUCGGCACCUGCUACGACUAUCUUCCCACCAGCACCCUUACGCUAGAUUACCGUGACCUCUACAUGACCAAUGUUCACUACCAUAUUGUAUCGUGUUCUUAAAGAUUCGAAAUCCAUGUAACUGCUGCAGUGGCGGUGUCGUUCUUCC